Messenger RNA from Pyrus x bretschneideri (Chinese white pear), 1939 nucleotides. Its product is annotated as AAA-ATPase At2g18193-like. Gene Ontology annotation, molecular function: ATP binding; ATP hydrolysis activity. NCBI's taxonomy places the organism in Eukaryota, Viridiplantae, Streptophyta, Magnoliopsida, Rosales, Rosaceae. The transcript has a single exon. The coding region runs from base 155 to 1645 and encodes 496 amino acids. The record is from RefSeq and is a predicted model, not a curated record.
AUAAUUGACUAGUAUAUAUAUAAACCGCGUCUGAAUAAUCAGAACAGACUAAGCAAGUAGAAAACCGUGUCUAAAUUGCUUCGAAACUAAGCAAAAAAAUUGAAGUUAAAACGCCUCAUUACUUCAUAUUUCUGCACAUCUUGAAAAAAACACAAUGUUUUCAUUUCUCAAUCUCAAAGAAAUGCCAACAAACGCGUCCUCCUUGUUCUCAGCCUAUGCCUCCUUCGCUGCAUUCAUGAUGUUGGUCCGCACAGCGGCCAACGAACUCAUGAACCUUGUACCCGACAGGGUCCGGGCGUACAUAGAAUCUGUCCUUCUUCGUCUAUUCACCCCUCUCUCGGCUUCCCAUGACCUAACUCUCGUCAUUGACGAGAACGCUGGCAUGACAAGAAACGAAGUCUAUGAGGCCGCGGAUGUCUACCUCCAAACCAAGAUCAGUCCCUCAAACGAACGUCUUCGGGUCAGCAAAACACCUCGACAGAAAAUCAUCAGCCUUGCCAUCGAAAAAGGCCAAGAAGUCAUCGAUACCUUCGAUAACAUUGUUCUAAAAUGGCGUUACGUCUGCAUUGAAUCCAACAAUAACUUUGGUGGUGAUCAAAAGCGUCAGUUCGAGCUAAUAUUCCACAAGAGGCACAAGGACAAAGUCGUCCUAUCCUACUUGCCUUACAUGCUUGAUCGAGCCAAUGCAAUUAAAGAACAAGACAAAGUUGUGAAAAUUUAUACACGAAAUUCAUAUUCGCACUACAAUGAUGAUGACAAUGGGGACUGGGGUUCGAUAAGUCUGGAGCACCCGGCUACGUUUGAAACAAUGGCGAUGGACCCCGAGCUUAAGACAAUGAUUAAAAAUGAUUUGGACAGGUUUGUGAGGCGGAGGGAGUUCUAUAAGAAGGUGGGGAAGGCUUGGAAAAGAGGCUACUUAUUGUACGGUCCUCCCGGCACCGGAAAAUCUAGCUUGAUCGCGGCCAUGGCAAAUUAUCUCCAUUUUAACAUAUAUGAUUUGGAGCUUUCUAGCAUUUACAGCGACUCGGAAUUGAAGAGGAUAUUGUUGUCUACUACAAACCGUUCGAUUUUGACAAUUGAGGACAUUGAUUCCAGCAUUGAUGUCGAAAAUCGUGAAUCGGAGGAGCAGCAGCAAGCUUCUAAAACCAAAUUGACGCUUUCGGGCCUAUUGAACUUUAUUGAUGGUUUGUGGUCGAGCUGCGGUGACGAGAGAAUUAUUGUGUUCACUACCAACCACAAGGAUCGGUUAGACCCUGCAUUGUUGCGUCCCGGACGAAUGGAUGUGCACAUUCACUUGUCUUACUGCACGGCAAGUGGAUUCAAGGUCUUGGCCUCGAACUACCUUGGCAUUAGUGACGACAACCCUCGUAGGCUUUGUGGGGAAAUUGAAGGGUUGAUAGAGAGCGCGGAGGUGACCCCUGCAGAGGUUGCUGAGGAGCUCAUGAAGAGCGAUGACGUUGAUGUGGUGCUCGAAGGACUUGUCGGUUUCCUCAGAUGUAAGAAGGCCGAGAGGCAGCGGAAAAAGGAGGAAGAAAGUAACCAAAUUAAAGAUCAGGAAACAGCAAUGCAGAAAACGGAUGGUGAUGACAAUGCUGACGACGACGGCAGGGACUCGUUGGAUUCGAAAACUCUGAAUCUGAUGUAAUGGCUUGCGUAACUUGAACGACACAGACCAUGUUAGGGUCUAUUUUGCCGUCUUUGGUCAAAAGAAUGACUUGUGCCAGUCAAAGAAUUCGGUCUUUUUUGUCGUAUCAGAGAAAGUUCCGUUCGAUACGUAAACAGCCAAUGAGUUUCCUCCAAGUAGUUGAGUUUCCUUUGAUGAGAUGGUCCACUGUAUACUGAAUGACCAAGCAUUUAUAAAUGGAAUAUAUACCCGUGUAUAUCACAUUAUUUGAGUCAGUCCCUUUUAUAGAAAUCGGAUUUGAUAUCAAUUAUUAUA